AUGACCUUCUUCCCCAUGCCGUGCCUGUACGCCGUGAUUGAGAUCGACGUGGAGAAGACUUUGCUACCUCUCAACGAUCCUAUCGCGAGCGCUGCCGGGGCCGCCAUCAAGACGACGAAGUGUAUCGUGUACCUGGACGUUCUUCUGCAGCUUCCUUUCCCCGGAAACUCGACGUUCAAGUAUAUGGUGCACCUCGUCGGUCCGGGGUUGCGCCCAGAAGACCCAGAGUACUGUUUCACCCCCGAUAUGUGCAUCCCCAUCUACCCGAAUACUCAGCAUCCCUCCGGUACCCGCGAGCCACUGCGCCCGCAACCCUCGUUUCCGUUCGCCAACUGCUACCACUGGAUCGGACCCGACGUAGUCAUGGACCUCCGCAUCUGGAGCGAUGGGCGCAGAUACACUCCGGAGGAACGGGUGUCGCUGCCUCCCCUUCAGCACGUGGAUAUGGAGUACAUCCGAGCUCACGACAUCUCAAAGAGUGCGCGCACUUGGGAAGCGAAGACCGGAUUCUCGGACAUCGCGAACGCUGCCCUCGCCCCAGAACCCUCGUCAGAGCAAGAGACCGCAGUGCAGAAACUGAAGGACGGUGUAUCUCUGCGCUCACGCUCUCCACCACCGCCGGGGAGUGAGCUCGGACAUGAGCAACGUUCUCCUGCAGCAUCGUCGAUUCGGUCCUCGCAUAUGGGCAACUAUCAACCGGGCGAGCGAUAUCAUGAUGACGAUGAGUCUCGGGCGGACUGCGAGUCCGUGUAUAGCUCACAGUGUGACUCCGAAUCAUCGAAGUCAUUUAUCUACACCGGUCCCGAGGGAUCCGAAGCCCAUUGUGGGGUGGACGUCUUCGGUCUAGACUCUGACGCGAACCAGGAGAAUCGUCUACCCAUUGUUAACAUGUGGCUUGACAUCGGUGCGCAUUUCGUGGAAGAAGACAUUCCCGACCCAAUGGAGUUCGUGAAGCAGUAUGAUCAGCUAGUCAGGGUUGUCGUAGAGAGCCAGGCUCGGACAAAUGCUCACCAUUUCGCGCAGACGAGCCCCGAGUGCGAGACCCCUGCCCUGUGCUCUGAGCCUGAGGUUCAUUGCGUCGGAGUGUUAUCGAGCGACAGGGUCCGAAAGGAGCCGAACGCAAAACCUGAAGGCUUCUGGACGCGAGUUGCGAACGUCUCUAGCUCUCUGUUGAAGCGUGUCUUCUGA
Trametes versicolor FP-101664 SS1 is the source of this 1188-nucleotide messenger RNA. RefSeq lists its product as uncharacterized. The transcript has 4 exons. The record is from RefSeq and is a predicted model, not a curated record. Lineage: Eukaryota; Fungi; Basidiomycota; Agaricomycetes; Polyporales; Polyporaceae. Bases 1 to 1188 code for a protein of 395 amino acids.